This is a messenger RNA of Megalobrama amblycephala (Wuchang bream), 977 nucleotides long. Its product is annotated as granzyme B(G,H)-like. The transcript has 5 exons. The record is from RefSeq and is a predicted model, not a curated record. Gene Ontology annotation, biological process: proteolysis. Lineage: Eukaryota; Metazoa; Chordata; Actinopteri; Cypriniformes; Xenocyprididae. The coding region runs from base 75 to 830 and encodes 251 amino acids. Gene Ontology annotation, molecular function: serine-type endopeptidase activity.
UGUAUAUAGGCCAGAGAGUAUAUAGGCACCACUGAGGGUCAAAUGCUGUUCCAUUCCUGUAUCAUUCGUACAUCAUGCUGCUCAGUGUCUGUCUCCUGCUGUCUGUCUUCUCUCUGUCCGGAGGGUUAGAAAGUGGUAUUGUAGGAGGCAGAGAGGUUAAACCUCAUUCCAGACCGUACAUGGCAUCUCUCCAGUAUAGAAGACAACAUAAGUGUGGAGGGAUGCUGAUUAAGGAUGAUUAUGUCCUGACAUCAGCCCACUGUUGGAAUAAGACCCCCGACUACUUAUUAGAAGUCGUUCUGGGAGCUCACAAUAUCAGCCAGAAUGAGCACAGCCAGCAGAUAAUCCAAGUAGAGAAGUACAUCCCACAUCCCAGUUAUACGAACAAUAACUUCACCUACGAUAUUAUGCUAUUAAAGUUGAAGACCAAAGCUGUACGGAAUAAGUUUGUGGAUGUUAUUGAUCUACCUAAGAACAAUAAAAAUAUUCCCGCCCAUGUGGAGUGCUCCAUUGCUGGCUGGGGUAUGACAAAACCCCCUCUGGGUCAAGCAUCAAGUGUUCUGCGGGAAGUCAGCCUCAAAUUGCAGUUCAGCUUUGAAUGUAAAAAAAAGUGGCAGGAAUAUUUCAACUCUGAGAAAAUGAUCUGUAGUGUCUCAGAUGGCAAAAGGGCUUUCUGUCAGGGUGAUUCUGGCAGUCCUCUUAUUUGCAACUCUAAACUUCAAGGAAUGGCUGCAUACACAUAUCCUUCUGACUGUACAUCCAAGAAAUAUCCUGAGGUCUACAUGAAAAUAUCUGCCUUCCUUCCGUGGAUUAGGAAGCACAUUAAGUGAUUGAAACAUCAUCUUAUACAAAGAACAUGUAUGCACCUAAAUCAUGUGAAUAAUUAGGAACCCUAAUUUUUGGCUACUCCAUGCUGCCAUUUCCAGGUUUUGAGCUUCAUAAAAAUGGUCAAGAAUAAAUAUUUUUUCUAACUUUUA